GAUUGUCUUUGUUGCCCGAUAUUUAUAUAAAAUAAAUUAAAUGAAUUGAGUAUGAUAUGUCUAAAUUUACCUAUAUUGAUACGUACGGAAUAGUUUCUAUUUAUAGCUAAUGUCGGAAUUCGAAAGUAAUUUUUAAGGCCAGCAGAAUAAACGUUGAUCAAAUGGUCAGUUGUACUUAAAUGAGCGUGACAUAUUCAAUUUUCACUGUUGCACCUUGUACUUUGAAUUUAAAUUUUUAUCACAGUUUAUACAAUGAGAUAAUUUCGUGUUGAAAUCGACAAUGGUUAGUAGUAGUGGUGAUUUAUCUUCCGUGAUAGAUAGUCGAUAGUAAAGUUCUAAUGGUGCAAAAUGCGAUAACAAUGGGACAAAAUUCCAGCUUACCGAAAGGUAGAAGGAAGUCCUUGCGAUCAUUCAUCAAAAGAUCUGAUUCGAAGGCCAACUCAUUGAGCCACACUUUCACCUUAAACGAAAAUGACGAUAGAGUAGACAGAUUGAAUAUUAACAUUGCAAGUGAAGAAGAAUUAAUGACAUUAGAUGGAGUUAAUAGAGAAAUAGCUAAAAGUAUAGUGGAUCAUAGGAGAGCCAUAGGUCGAUUUCGUAAAGUUGAGGACUUGGCCGUUGUCAGGGGCAUUGGUGCUGAUAAAUUACAGAAAUUGAGACCAGAAAUUUGUGUUUCGUCGAGGAGAAGCCAAAGCUAUACUUCUUCUAGAGCUCAAAGUUAUGACAGUUUGAGAAGUUCGGAAUCUAGACUGACUCUGAAGUCUAAUAGGCUUGUUAAUGUUAAUAAAGCUAGUGUUUUUGAGUUGCAAAAUGUUAUUGGGGUGACACAGGAGAUUGCCGCUGCUAUUGUACACUACAGAAACAAGAAGGGGGCCUUCAAACAUGUAGACGAUCUUAUAAAAGUAAAAUGUUUAGACAACCUGCGGUUAGCCACCAUCGGCAGAUACCUAACAACGGAAGAUGAUGACGAAGUGUUCGACAUCGAUGAAAACCGGCCCAGCAUCCUCACCAACGGCUACACCAUGCCCAAUCAGUCCAACAACAAACCCAACGGUAUGCCUCAAAGACUGGCUAUCAGGAACGGACUGAGCACGUCCAGUGCCAUAGAUAUAUUCGAAUUGCUGUCGGCGUACUCACCCAGGCCGGUCGUAAGGGAGGUUUUUAACUUCACAAGAAACGACGAACCCGCCGUUAGGGUGGCUUCUUGGAAUCUGCACGAAUUCGCCUACGAGAAAGCCGGGAAUCUGGGUGUCAAGGAGGUCAUUUGUAGGACGAUUUUAGAGAACGGGUUUUCCAUCGUAGCUGUUCAAGACGUACAGAACGUAAUAGCUCUGAGAAUCAUCUGCGACGAACUAAACAAUCCCAAACUUCAAAGAGUGAAAGAGUGGAGUAAAAAUAACCAUCACAACUGGAACUUUUGCAUGUUAGAUGUUCACAAUUCGAAAUUAGGAUUUAUUUAUGAUUCAGAUGGAGGUGUUCCUGUCGACUUGAUAUCUUUAAGUGAAGGACCUACAGACACGAAGAGCGAAUGCGAGGCUUUGGUGGCUUCGUUUAGAGUGGGCAACAUAAAUAUGCAAUUGGUCAAUUUGAUGUUACACAAAGGCACAAACAUCGAAUUGCUGAAUCAGAAAUUCAAGGAGUUGACCACCGAAAGCGAUCUGCUUAUGGUUUUCAUCGACUUUAGUGACGUACGAAUAUUGACAGAUGACCAUUUCAACAUCGGCAAUCUGCAGUCGGUAUUUUCGCAGAACACGAACACCACUUUCGUGCAGCAUCCGGCGCCCGGAGCCAGUUCGCACACCACCAACCUUCUGUACAACACCAAACUACAGAAACAUCUUACCGGUACGAACGGAGUCGUCAAGCAGGGCCUCAUCCACCUAGCCAUUCCAAACGGUUGGUCCUGGGGCGGACCGGCUAGUCCCUACUGUCCCGUCUAUGCGGAAUUGUUCACCAAUUCCACGUCAGACGUCGCCUUGUGAUAUUUAGCUUUAUUUAGUUUGAUUUUAGCCUUAAUUGAUCACAUCUAAGUGAUGGAAAUUUGUGUACGAUGUGCUUGCUGUUAGAAAAGUCUACUGAACUGAGUUUAGAAGUUGACAGAUUAUUGUUAUUCGUUUUCCAGUGGCGUAGAUAAGGAAAUUUAUCAUUUCAGCAGUAAUUAAAUAAAAAAUGAAGUUUUUAAGUAUAAUUGACAUCAAAAUUCUACUAAUCUAUCUCAAAUUUAUUGUAGACUUACCGAUUUUUAUUUAGUCCCUAAAUUUACUUAUUACAU
Messenger RNA from Diabrotica balteata, 2272 nucleotides. The record is from the annotation of a GenBank genome assembly. Lineage: Eukaryota; Metazoa; Arthropoda; Insecta; Coleoptera; Chrysomelidae.